CCUACAAUGGUAGAACUGAGUUUUUAAUCCGCACAAUGUGAAUGUUAUGUCGGUCAACGAGUCAAUGGUACAUACGCCCAUUGAGGGCUUUGGAUUACAAGUUCAUCGUGACUAUUUGGCACUUACAGGGGAUGAGUUUGCAGGGGAUUUUGUGCUCAUAUUUUUGUCAAGUUCGUUGUGAUGAGAGUUUUGGAUUUUUCGGUAGAUUAUUUUCAAUUGUUGAGUGAUCGCUGGACUCCGGGAAGUUACAGACGUCUGGCAAUCGAUUAUCAUCCUGUGGGGAAAAAGAAUGAAGAUUAUCUGGAAGUUUUUACUUUGGCUGGUGAAGCAUACGAGGUCCUUUCAGACCCAUUGAAGCGAGCUAUCUACGACCAGUACGGUGAGGUGGGCUUGAAAAGCGGCCUACCAGGUCCACACGGACACAUUCCACCUUAUGUAUUUCAUGGCGACCCAAUGCAAACAUACAAUGAGUUUUUUGGGACUGAGUCUCCUUACGCCAAUUUACUGGACUUCCUGGAGGAUGAGGAGUUGUUGGAAAGGAUUACUGGAGGUGAAGGAGUCAACAGAAAAAAUGAUGACGUGCUGAUUCCAUUAGAAUUACAGUUAAUCGAGAUUUUUCGUGGAGCUCUGAAAAAAGUGAAAAUUGAAAGAUUAGUGUUUGCUGACUCCGAGAAGACAUUUACAAAAAUGGAAGAAAAAAUAUUCACCAUAACUGUGGAUCCCGGAUUGAAAACCGGUACAAAAAUAAUAUUCCCAGAGGAAGGAGAUAGAAGUCCAAAUACAAUUCCCGCGGAUAUCGUCUUCAUUACAACGGACACCGCCCACGAAACCUUCCAACGUGAAAACGACGAUCUCCUGAUGACCAAAGACGUCACCCUCAACGAAGCCCUUACUGGAACAGUAAUUAAAAUCGAUACCUUGGACGCCAGGACUCUGCGCAUCCCAAUAACGUCAAUCAUAACCAGGCCGAACUAUCGAAAAGUGGUUUCGGGAGAGGGACUUCCUAUGAUGCAUGAACCAAGUCAACGUGGAAAUCUUAUAAUAAGUUUUGUCAUCGAGUUUCCCAUGUAUUUGUCAGUGACGAGUAAAAAUUAUGUGAAAGAAGCUCUGGACGCAAAAAAACUUGAUAUUAUACCCGAUUGUAACUGACAUUGUUCAAUAAAUUAUUGUGCCCUGAUGGA
Messenger RNA from Diachasmimorpha longicaudata, 1181 nucleotides. Its product is annotated as dnaJ homolog subfamily B member 13-like. The transcript is spliced from 6 exons. The record is from RefSeq and is a predicted model, not a curated record. Gene Ontology annotation, cellular component: cytosol. The coding region runs from base 181 to 1149 and encodes 322 amino acids. Gene Ontology annotation, molecular function: protein-folding chaperone binding. NCBI's taxonomy places the organism in Eukaryota, Metazoa, Arthropoda, Insecta, Hymenoptera, Braconidae.